UAUGAGUCGGUAUUGUUGAUGACGAUUUGCUAAAAACACGUGCGUAGCGGGUCUUUGUGUCAUUGUUAUUAUAAAAUUAAUUAUUAUAAUUUUCUAAUUUAUUUAUACUGAUACUAAUUACUAAUACCUGUAUUGAGUAUAUAAAUAUAAAAAAAGGUAUGAGAAAAACAAUGGAAUGGUUACAAAAAAAUCGUAAUCCACUGGAAUUAUUCUGUGAAGAUGUUGAUAAAAUAUCUACAAAACAAGAAGAAUUAUCUGAUUAUCAUUAUCAUGAUCAAUGUCAAAAAAAUAUUUACGGCGACAAUUGUGAAAUGACACCAACAGUUAAAAUUUCUAACCCUGUACUGAAUUCUGAUAUAAAAGAAGUUGAAGAAAACUUUGGAUUAUUAAAUAUUUUUAAGUCUCCUCCAGAUUUUUCUAAAUCUAAUUCAAUUAUAAAGUCUAAUAUUAAUAAAAAACUAUUAACGAGAUCAUCAACAUUAAUAAUAGACGAUGAUGAUGAAUGCAAAAAUAGUAAUUGUGAAAAAUCAUUAAAUUCGAGUGAUGAUCCAGAUCCGAGUACAUCAACUCCUGAACGUAAAGACCGACCAGAACGUCACAAAUACAAAAUGUUUCAACCGCCAAAAUUAAUAAUUAGCGACUCAAUUGAUGAAGAUACUGAUAUUAUUGAUGCAAUCGAAUGUAGUCCAGUACGAUCUCCAUUUCCAUCAUCUGAUUUUCUGAAUGAUUCAACUUUGGGAUUGGAUGAUACUCUGCUAGCAACUUCUUUCGAUAGUUCACCAAAAGAUUCAGCAUUCAAUCCACGAGAAAAUAAAUUAAUGAAUUUACUCGGACGAUUUGGUCUUAAUCAUUUUGCUUUAAUAUUUAUUGAACAAGAAGUAGAUGUGGAUUUAUUUCUUACGCUUACUAAUGAUGAUCUAAAGGAAAUUGGAAUAGAUAGAAAAACUGAUCGUAAUAUUAUAUUAUCUGUUAUUGAAGAAUGUAACAAACGUUAUUGUUAAUUAUUUAACUAAUUAUUA
This is a messenger RNA of Microplitis mediator, 1019 nucleotides long. RefSeq lists its product as uncharacterized. The coding region runs from base 159 to 1001 and encodes 280 amino acids. Gene Ontology annotation, molecular function: protein binding. The transcript has 4 exons. The record is from RefSeq and is a predicted model, not a curated record. NCBI's taxonomy places the organism in Eukaryota, Metazoa, Arthropoda, Insecta, Hymenoptera, Braconidae.